AUGAAGGAGGUAGCAGAAGCUCUAAGAAACAUAGAGCAGAAGUACAAACUCUUCCUGCAGCAGCAGUUUACAUUUAUUGGAGCACUGCAACACACCCGAGAGGCUGCACAUGACAUGAUCAGACCUGUGGCAAGCAUCAGCCAGGUACAGAACUACAUGGACCAUCACUGUCACAACUCCACAGACAGACGCAUCCUCACCUUGUUCCUAAGCAUCUGCAGUGAUCUCAGCAACCUCUGCAACAUGCUGGAGAAGAUGUACUCUGAUAACAACACCACCAGGGACAUUCUGGAGAGGUGCAAGCUGCUCCUUAGCCACAGCAACGACCUGAGCAGCAUCCGAGCCAAAUACCCUCACGAUGUUGUGAACCACCUGAGCUGCAAUGAAGCAAAGAAUCACUAUGGAGGUGUGGUGAGCCUCAUCCCCAUCGUUCUAGACUACAUGAAGGAGUGGGUAGCCCACGUUGAGAAGCUGCCACGGGAAAGGCUGCACAAUGUGAGUGGUGGGAGUGCUGCCUCUGAGCCAAGGGCAGCCCAGGAGGCACCAGCUAGGGCAGCCAUUUCCCAAACACCACCUUCUCCACACCUUGAAGCUCAGACCUCAACUAGUAAGAAAGCUAAUGCAGAGGGGCAGGGGAGUAAGCAUGGCCAGAAGAAGCACCUACAUGAGACACAACAUGACAGUGGGAAGCGUAAAGGUCCCUGGAAGCCUCCAGGCAGACAUGCCUUUUAA
Molecule: messenger RNA, 732 nt
Organism: Indicator indicator
Lineage: Eukaryota; Metazoa; Chordata; Aves; Piciformes; Indicatoridae
Gene: SPACA9
Product: sperm acrosome associated 9
Exons: 3
Coding region: 1-732 (243 amino acids)
Cellular component (GO): acrosomal vesicle; sperm flagellum; ciliary base
Source: RefSeq, a predicted model, not a curated record